AUGUCACCGGAGGAAUACGUUAGGGAAUCCGGCGAUCUUGGAGGAACUGAGCUGACCCUAGCUUUGCCCGGGACUCCCACAAAGGCAUCGGACGGUCAACAAAAGUCCGGCAACAAACGUGGAUUCAUCGAGACCGUUGAUUUGAAACUCGGGGAAGGACACGUGAACAAUUACAUCUCAUGCAACACUUAUGGCGGAUUGGUGGGAUGGCCGCCGGUGAAGACAGCGAGGAGGAAAUACGUGAAAGUGGCGGUUGAUGGUGCGGCUUAUCUCAGAAAAGUCGAUCUUGGGAUGUACGAUUGCUACGGACAACUUUUCACGGCUCUAGAAAACAUGUUUCAGGGGGUAAUAACAAUAUGUAAGGUGACGACGGAGGUGGAGAGGAGCGGCGAGUUUUAUGCAACUUACGAGGAUAAGGAUGGUGACUGGAUGUUAGUCGGAGAUGUGCCGUGGCUGAUGUUUGUGGAAUCGUGCAAACGUAUGCGGUUGAUGAAAAUCGCGGAUGCUAUUGGAUUAGUGCCGACAAGAACACCAGAACAUGAUGACAUGGACAAGACGGACACGACUUUCCUGCUUCACUAA
Messenger RNA from Microthlaspi erraticum, 582 nucleotides. The record is from the annotation of a GenBank genome assembly. Lineage: Eukaryota; Viridiplantae; Streptophyta; Magnoliopsida; Brassicales; Brassicaceae.